This is a messenger RNA of Annulohypoxylon truncatum, 3834 nucleotides long. Its product is annotated as P-loop containing nucleoside triphosphate hydrolase protein. The coding region runs from base 225 to 3545 and encodes 1106 amino acids. Gene Ontology annotation, cellular component: nucleus. The transcript has 2 exons. The record is from RefSeq and is a predicted model, not a curated record. Gene Ontology annotation, molecular function: ATP hydrolysis activity; ATP binding; DNA binding. NCBI's taxonomy places the organism in Eukaryota, Fungi, Ascomycota, Sordariomycetes, Xylariales, Hypoxylaceae.
ACAGCAAUUGAACUCGUCAACAUUCGACUUUCAACUUUCACUUUCUCAACUUCUAACUACCUACUCAGGCGACUCCUAAUUGACAUUCACUACGCACAUAUAUUGUCACAUUAUUACAACAAUAUCAUCAAAGAAUGGUUACAACAUCACAUGUCAACUCUGUCCUGGAUACCUUUUAAGGUAUAUCAAAGAUAGUCAUACAUGAAAUAAUCAUUGCCGCCAUCAUGAACGAGCAGAGCGCUAGCACCGACAUAAAAUGCAAGAAGCUUCACCCAUUUUUCUCGACGAACAAUACUCCUAAAGAUAGCAUGUUAAAUGUCGUAACUCCUGUCACGCCAGACCCCUCGUGUAGUCCCAAUUCUGUCGAGGCUGCCGACAACGAUACCGAUCAAAGUCCUCCGUCUAGCAAACUCAAGAGAAAGCGAGGUCAGACAAGCGAUACCCAAAACGCACCCACAUCAGCUUCUACCUCAAAGCCUCCGAAGGUGCUCAAACUCAACCGCGCAACCGGUACAAUUGGUUCCCCUCCGAAACCGAAGCCUAUCGCCAAGAACCCAACGAAACGUGGUCGAAAGCCUAAAACGUUAGUAGUUUCUAUACACUACGGCCAGGACGAUGAUACUUCACGACUUCGAAUUGGUCAUAAGAUACGCGACAUGCUCGCCGGUGCCGAUUCGCAAGCGAUGAUAACAACCGUGCCGAAAUAUGCUCCUCAUGUCCUUCCUAAAACGCCACCCUCGAGUCGGGACACCGAACCGCCACCUAAGAAAGCUACCCAUCCGUUCUUCCAAGGGAAGACGAACACAAGCCCAGUUGAACAAAAGCAAAAGCCUGAGCGGCGAAUAUUCUUUGGCUCGGCAUCUAACUCAUCGAAACAUGUCCAGCCAGCUCCCGGCAAGCUCGACGUCCCGGUCCCCGGCGUCAAGGUGAAUAAACUCAAGGUGCCGGGAGCACAGCAUCCAGCCUGGCCAUCGAAAGAGACAGCGCACGUGCGUGGUGACGAGUCACAUAGCUCUAAUACAUCUGGUUCCACCGACGGUGAACAAUACCGAUGCCUCCAAAAUAAACGGAAGGCGAAGGGACAACAAGUCCAAAUUCCCGAAUCCGAGUCGAUACUGCAGCAGACUGCGUCGAAACUAAAUUUAAAGCAGAUGAAGGAAGACCUGAAUGCUGACGAUGAUGAAUUCCAACCGCCACCGUCUGUUUUAAGGGUCCCUAGUAGGCACUUUGAAAGCGGAAAGAAACUACAGGCGCGCAUAUUUGGUGAAUUAAAAACUCUUCAUCGACCCGACAAUACCUCAAAGGCGCAUCCAGCGGUUACGCAUGCUUACAGUUCUAUCGAGAAAAACCUGUCCGCUUUCGACAGGGCGACGUGCGAAACGAGUGCGUGGACCCAGAAGUAUGCACCUUCAUCAGCAGAACGGGUGCUUCAGAAUGGCCGGGAAGCCGAGCUAUUACGUGAUUGGCUAGAAUCUCUUAAGGUGCAGGCUGUGGACACCGGCGCAACAGAUUCUGGAGUGAAGGCAAAGGCAGUUGCUCCGGUGAAGGGUAGAGGCAAAAGAAAGAAGAGAUUAGACGGGUUUGUUGUUUCUAGUGACGAGGAGGGGGAUGAAUUGGACGAGAUAUCCGAAGUAGAAGGGGACUGGUCACAGAGCGGUAGCCAAAGCAACGCGAAGAAGACGGUCAUACGGUCUGGUUCUGCUCGCCGAACAUCUCGAGAUGGCGGUCGCUUGGCUAAUGCUGUGGUCCUCAGCGGCCCACAUGGUUGUGGCAAGACGGCGACUGUGUACGCCAUUGCCAAGGAGCUUGAGUUUGAGGUCUUUGAGAUUAAUUCAGGUUCUAGAAGGAAUGGCAAAGAUGUCCUAGAAAAGGUCGGCGACAUGACCCGGAACCAUCUCGUUCAGCACCGGCAUAAGGAAGACGCGCCCCGGGAAGAAGGCCUCCCGGAAGAUGAGGUGGAUCGAGACUUGAAGUCUGGCAAACAAGGCAUGAUGACCGCAUUCUUCAAACCGAAGGCGAUUAUAGCGCCAACGCCAACUCCAACUUCAACCAAGAAACCGACGAAUUCGUCCAGUGCGAAUGAUACAAAGAAGUCGCCCAAAACUCAGAAACAGUCCCUAAUUCUACUCGAGGAAGUCGACGUACUGUACGAAGAGGACAAGCAAUUCUGGGCGACCAUUGUCUCUAUGAUUGCUCAGUCAAAACGCCCUUUUGUGAUGACAUGCAACGACGAGGCAUUGGUUCCCUUGCAGAGUUUCAACCUACAUGGCAUUUUCCGCUUCUCUAGUCCGCCCAAGGACCUCGCCGUCGAUCUGCUCCUUCUUAUCGCCGCCAACGAGGGACAUGCUCUUCGACGACGGACAAUUGAGGCACUCUACGACUCACGCGGCCACGACUUCCGCGCCUCAAUAACCGAGCUCAACUACUGGUGUCAGAUCGGGGUUGGAGACGUACAAGGAGGAUUUAACUGGUUUUACCCCAGAUGGCCUAAAGGCUGUGAUGUCGACGAAGACGGCAAUGUUAUCCGAGUGGUCAGCCAAGACACGUACCAAGCCGGCAUGGGCUGGCUUAGCAGGGACUCGACGAUCAACAGCUCAUCAUUUCGAUCGAUCGAAGAGGAAUUGCACCUCCAGGUCCGCGAAAACUGGUCUCUCGACACGUUCGAUUAUCGGCCCAAAGAUGAAUACUAUUCCUGGGCAGAUACAGCUACCGAACAAUGUUCCUCAGCAAAAGAGAGACUUGAGCUUUUGGAAUCAAUGGACUCGUACGUCGGCUUCAUGAGCGACGCAGACCUUGGCUUGACCGAUUUCUCAGCGACGCCCAACAAAAUUUCCCUAGAUCCGUCCAUCCCCUGCCUACCAGCAAAGGCAAAGGAUGAUUUUAUCAUUGGUCGGCAGCUCAUCGAGGCAUCCCCUACCAUCCAUUACGAUACAGCAAGUUUCGAUAUGGCUUCCAGUUUGAGGCAUCUGGGUAGACGACAGUUACGAUAUGGGCGGACUUCAGACGGCGUCUCGAGCACCUUCAAGCCGUUAGACGAGGUAGAAGUUACUGCGAAGCUAAAGCACCAUCUCGGCGGGCAUCCGGACGCACAACCGGCCGUUACGCGAAUAGAUUAUAGUCUCGCAUUCGACCCUAUCGCCGCCUCAGAGAAAACAACUGCCUCGGGCUACCUUGAUCCUUCUGUAUUCGAUGGGACUAUGAGGUCGAUUUGUCUCGACAUAGCGCCUUAUGUUCGUAGCAUCGUAUCAUACGAUCAGCGACUUCAGCAACAAAGAGUCUCCCGCAGCAGCCUACUCAGUGAGGGCGGGCAGCCUGGAAAGAAACGUAUGCGCACAACGAGGAGCGCGUACUCAGCUCUAGAAGGCAGCUCGCGAGCCAGUACGAGACGAGAGAGAUACUUCUCAGCAGACAUCAACCCUUAUCUCGUGAUGCGGACGGGUGGUGAAGGAUGGGAUGUAGUUGUGGCUUCAGCUAUGGAAGAAUUGAGGAUCACAAGUAGAAUUAUAGCGAGCCCCCAUACAGAGCCAGGUCAGAAUGGAGGGUAGAGAAAUAACCCGACCGGGUAUCUCGUCGCUGUCUAGCCAAGUCCAGGCGUGUAUAUAUUCGGGGGUCAUGGAUAUCGGAGAUAUUUCUGCACCGGCGUUGCUAUAGGCGCAUAUUAGGGGCUUUUGAGCAUUGUGUGGCGUUGCAUUUUACCGGCUGACUACACCGGAGCUGCGAGGAGAGGAUCCGGCGGGGGACGGUAACUGUCAUAUAUGUAGUACUUCGCAUCCAUACACAUCACAUAUAGCUGAAAUGCAACACAUGAAAGCAUGAUGAUGCCCAUUUACCUGA